Thunnus maccoyii (southern bluefin tuna) is the source of this 3935-nucleotide messenger RNA. RefSeq names its product zinc finger protein 16 like (gene znf16l). Gene Ontology annotation, biological process: regulation of transcription by RNA polymerase II. Bases 247 to 1929 code for a protein of 560 amino acids. NCBI's taxonomy places the organism in Eukaryota, Metazoa, Chordata, Actinopteri, Scombriformes, Scombridae. The record is from RefSeq and is a predicted model, not a curated record. The transcript has 3 exons. Gene Ontology annotation, cellular component: nucleus. Gene Ontology annotation, molecular function: RNA polymerase II cis-regulatory region sequence-specific DNA binding; DNA-binding transcription factor activity, RNA polymerase II-specific.
GACUGUUUUUUCAUGUCUUGCUUCCAAAAGAAAACUGUAUUUGACAUCUUCUAUGUCCAGGCAGUUGUUCGACAUGAUAAUGCUUUUGUUUUGAAGGCUGACUACUUUUAUAUCCGGUAGUACUCUCUAACGCUGACAAACUUAUCUAGCUGUUACUGUCUUUGAGCAUCACCCAAACAUUAGCCUGCUGAGUAGCUUCUAGCUAGCAAAACUCUUCUGAGAACAGCUCAUUAGCCGAGCUAAUCUAUGAGUCGCAAAAGAAAUCACAAUUUCGCUGACACAAACCUGUCUCCUGAACUCCACGGCGCCUUCAUGGAGCCUCCUGGGUCAGCGAACCGAGCCGACGCCGAUUUCCUGGAGCUGGAGCCUGACGAGGAGCUGCUCUGUUCGGUCAGCGACAUCACCGAGCACCUCGGCAGAAACAUCACUGUGGUGCUGGAGACAGCGCUGUCUGAGAUCCGCAAAAUGGUCAGCAUUAGGGUACGAGUGCUGAAAAUGGAGCUACGCGAGAAAACCGAAGAAAUUGAGGUGUUAAAGGCGAGACUGGACACGGUCCAGAGGGACGGUAGGGACCCUUUCACCGGCGUUACCAGCAUGGAGCCGUCUUCAGAGGCUGGCUUCAGGAAGCCAGACCUCAGCUCCGGCACCAAACACAACAGCGCUGACCCCCGGAGAGCCAAAGCUGUCAUGCCCGGAGUGAAGAAGGAGAACAUAGAUGCUAUUUGUGACUAUCUCAUGAAAGAUAAGAACUCGAGGGGGUGUACAGAUAUGGACGGAGACCAGAGCAGCCAAGCCAGCGGCGACAGGGAGGCUCGCCAAGAGCCAGAUCCGCACUCCCUCAACCUGUGGCCGGACAGCGGGAUGGCUGGCUCCGGGCCUGGACACGGAGACUCCGAGUCCACCACAGACGACAUCUUCAGUAUGCUCCCCUCUGGCAGCAAACGCAUCUAUGACUAUGAGUGGAUAGCACCAAUGGAGUAUUCCUCAGACCUGAAAGUCAUGAAGGAGCCAGAGAGUGACAACACCCCAACUGGUGAGACAGAAGAAGAAGAAGAUGAUGAUGAUGAAGAUGAGUCAUCGAGGAGGGAGGGGGGUGGUGGGCUGGACCAGACACAGGCCCCGCUCUCACAUGUCCAGGCCCCUGACUUCUCCAUGGAGCCCCAGAGCUCUCCAGGGGAGGGUGGGAGUCCCCUGGAGGGCAGCACAGACAGGCCCGAGGCAGGCCAGCAGUUCCCCAGCCACACCUACAUCUGCUCUCUGUGUGGAACCUUCUGCCCUGACUCUGUGUUCCUGGAGGAACAUGUUAAACUGAUACACUCAGACACAACCGGUGCCCAAUCUCUGCAGGCACUGCAGUCCACCUCUGCAGCUGCACCCACCAUGGGGGACAGCAGCAGUGACUCCAGGAGGGGUGGAGGUGGGCAGAAUGAGGGUAGCGCAGGACCAGGGGCUGGUGCAGGCAUCAGUCGGCGAGGGGGGCCUGUGAAAAAGGAGAUUAAAAUCGAGGGCGGGUAUGAGUGUGGGGACUGCGGCCGCCAUUUUAACUACCUGGGCAACCUGCGGCAGCACCAGCGUAUCCACACCGGAGAGAAGCCCUUCAUGUGUCCAGAGUGUGGGGAGAGGUUCCGCCAUGCAGCCCGGUUAAAAAGCCACAGGCUGGUCCACAGCGGUGCCCAGAGCCCCUUCCCCUGCCCCCAGUGUGGGAAAGGUUUCUCAGUGCUCUCUGGACUUAAGAGACACCAGCGGGUGCACACCGGUGAGAGCCCGUACGCUUGUCCGCAGUGCGGCCGGCGCUUUAAGGAGCUGGGGAACUUGUAUACCCACCAGAGGAUCCACAGUGGAGCCACACCCUACUGCUGCCAGCAGUGCGGACGCAGCUUCCGCCACCUGGGCACCUACAAGAGCCACCGCUGCACACCAGCACAGUAAUCCGCUACAGCUCACUGACAGCUGACAACCUGACAAAGUCAAAGCGUACGUCAAAAACAGACAUAGAGCUCAAUCUGAGAUGCGUCCUCAUCGUGUGGCUGUCUGCUGUCACUGCGGGAGGUGGGCAGGUGAAUUGGGGAAUGGGGCGGGUUUUCUGAGAUUUUGCCCAAGCUUUCCUGUUUUGUCACAUUCAUGAUAUUUCACCUCCUCUCCACCAUCAAGGAAACUAUCAUCUUAAUCUUAUAAACGGUAGUUUUGACAAAACAAUCUCAACUGAAGGUCUACUUGAAAGGUGAGUGUGGAGGUUUAUUCUUGAGCAUGGAAACUUUGGAGUUGGAGGUAGUUGUCUUGAGUUGAGAUCGUUUGUUAAAAAGCUGUAUCAGGCACAACAUGGAAAUGAGAUAAAGCAUGCAGACUGUGUUUUUUAGGUCAUGUCAAAGUCAUCAUGAGGGGAGGUGAAUCGAGGCCCCAGAGGAAGACCUUCCCCUUUUUAUGACUGGAUGGGAUCGGUGCAUAAGCUCAUAGAAAAACUUAAUGCGUUUUGUAUGUUUAGGUCCGUUUUAUUUCAAUUCACAUAGUGUAUAUUAAAGGAUAAUUUCUGUUAAUUAAAAUUUGGCAAUCAUUUCUAACUCUAGCCCCAAGAAACACAAGCAGUCAGAUGAUCAGAAAGGUUGCAAACGAGCCAACAGUUUAUUCAUCUAAACUUUAAUUUUGAGGUCAAACUGAAAGUGAAACACCUGCUAAUGAUCCCUCAUUGAAGAGGAAAACUGUGUGAGGACGUAUAGUAAGUACAGAGUUGGUCUGUAAACUGAUGGACGUUUACAACAGACAGUUUGGGUGAUAAUGUUAUGCCUUUGUUCUCUCUUCCAAAGGAGUUUGACUAACCUGUUGUUGGUUUGUUUCUAACCUGUCUGAUCAUCGAUUAUAACAGAUAGACUCGAUGGCCAGAGAUACAACAAUAAAACCCAAGUUGUAACAAACUGUAGUUUUCCUUUAGUGGCUCAAAGGUUUCGGAGCAUCCUGGAAGUCAUGAUUGCACCACACCGGCAACUUCUCAUAUCAGUCUGUACUGGAGCGACUAUCUGAAAGACACUUCAGUUUUCUGCAGGUUUUUAUAUCACUCAGAUUGGCUGUGAGGAAAAUAGGAAAAAGGAGGAAAACACUCAAGGUUUUACGUGUAAUCUUGGAGAGUUGAAGAGAAGAUGACAUAUAUGAUUUAAAACAGGGCACCACGGAUUGGGAAUUUGAGAAAAUUCAAGCACAAGAACUAUCUAGAGAAAAUAAAGCACUAAAGUCAGUAUUUCAGACAUGAAGCAGGAGAGACUGAACAAGAAAGCCUGGUGAAAGUAGCAACGAAAGCAUUUGAAUAGAUCUGGGGUCUGCAUUAUGAGCAUAUUGUUUUUAAAGACAGAUUCAGAGACAGCAGGAGAGGACAGUUAACAAGGUCCUACGCCAUACUUGAAUCCUUCAUUUCACUCACAGCUGAUUUGCACCUUCACUCGCUGAGCCUCCAGGAUGCCCUGUCAUAUGACCUCACUCUGUGCCGAUGGGAGGGACCUGCUAACAGAGUGGUGGGAUACUAUCACCCACAUGUGGACCGUCUGUGCAACUGCAACUAAAAUAUCUUCUGGGUUUACUUUCAUCUUGAUGCUGCUUGGUGCUAUGUGUAGAGCAGAAAGUUUAUCAUAUCAUUUUUAACCAGUGUAAUCUACUGUUACAGACUGUAUAUUGGUCAUUUUAUAUGUUUGCUUGUAUGAUGACUAAGAAUUGUGUGAUGACAGAGAAAAAAGAAAAUAACAUCCAAAAUGUCCGGUGUGUUUUCUAAAUUAGAAAAAGUGACCCGUGUACUGAUUUACUCACGCUUGUGUGUGAAAUGACUUCCUGGAUCUCAGCGCUGUGUGAAAGACUGUGACAAAAGCAAGAAAAUGGCAACUUAUCCAAACCUGUGGAUGUGACAUGCUAACCAUUGACAAUCUGCUUUCAAAUAAACAGUUGUCUGAAUAUCA